UGUCCUUACUAACUUUGGGCAGCAGGUUUGUUGCAGAGCCCAGACAGCUUGGUUCCUGACGGAGACAAAGGUCUGCACAAGCCUGAACUUCUGAGCUUUGGGGUAAAAUGACAGUAGGUUAGAGAGGGGAUAUGUAGUAGGUGGUUUGAGAAGGCUGUACCUUCCUAGUACUUAGCAAUGGGAAAAGGAAGAAGUCGACGUGCGGGCGGGAGCUUGGGAUGAGGCUGCGCCCUCCGAAAUCGCGAGAGAGAAAAUCCCGAGAGCGUGUGCCCCGGUGGAGUCUCCCUCCUUAUUCGAAAAAAGUUUGAAGGACUCUUCUUUCUGGACAUAAACCUCUGGCGUUUGCGGAAUUCUACUGACAUUAGCCAGCACACACUUCUGGCUAAUCACUUCGAUUUCCCCGCUAACUCUUCUCUUCUGCCACAUCAGUUGCUGCACCUUCCUCACAACUACUUCCGCAUUCUGUUGCCACGGUCCCUUGCCUUCUGCUAGCGCCGUGAAGCAAUGCUAAAAAUCAAUCUGAUCGCUUCCCUACAACCACCGAGAAUCCUGCCCGGCGGACAAAAUAGCUGCUUGCCCUUUAAUUCUAAGCAUCGACCCGGCCUCGCGGGCAGCAGCCCUUAGGGAGCGACGAGUGAUUCUUUCCUAGAAGCAGUAUCCCAAGUCCGGCUCCCGCCUGUAGGCCGGGGCAGGGCAAUGGCGUUCGGCGCCGCUCGGAUACGCCCGGCGCCUGUCGGGCCCUUCGGUCCCGCUCCUUCUCUCUCAGGCUCGCUCCGGGGCGGGGCUUCCCCGCGGCGCUACCGGGUGCAGCGGGGGCCGCGGGAGCGCGCACGGGGCCUGGCUGCUGUGUGAGCCGUACACGUUGGCACCAUGACUGGCUUUGAAAAGAGCCUGCACCAGGACAUGGUUUCUCAGCUGCAUGGCUUGGCUGCUGCGGGAGACACAGCCGGUCUGAAGGCACUGCUCAGGCGCUCCCCGUCACUAGUCAAUGCGGCCGCAGGGAAUGGCUGGACGGCCCUCAUGUACGGCGCUAGAAAUGGACACCUCGAGGUUGUGCAGGUUCUUCUUCAAGAAGGGUGUGAUAGAUCCAUCAUUAAUAAAUCAAGCCAGACAGCUCUGGACAUUGCUAAAUUUUGGGGGUACAAACACAUAGCUAAUUUGUUGGCUAAUGUGGAAGGUGAUAAGAAACCUAGUUUUUUGUCAAAUGAUCUAAAAGAAUAUGAAAAUUAUUUUGGCACGACGCUUCUGGAUAGAAGGAGUGAUAAAAGAACAGAUUCCAAGUGGCUAAGUAAAAAACAAAGCCAUCCAGACACAGUAUACAUCCUCUUCUCAAAUCUAAGUCCCUUAGUUACUUUGGGUAGGGGAAGAGAGAGCUCACAGCAACCAGAAGUAAAGCUUUGCAGGCUAUACCACAAGGAUGUGGAACAGUGCAUGAACCAAACUGAAGAAUGUACCUUGAUUUUUCUUGGAGUGGAACUUCAGUUUAAUGUGAACCUGAUGGCUGCUUGCCAUGGAAGAGUUCUGCAAGAAGAUGAAGAAGAUGGAUUAGUUGCUUGGUUUGCUCUUAGCAUAGAUUCGGCUUCUGCUGAAAAAUUUAAACAGAAGCAUGAGGGUUGUUACUUUCUUCACCCACCGAUGCCUGCACUACUGCAGUUACCUGAAAAAGAAGCUGGAGUAAUAGCCCAGGCGAGAUCUGUUCUAGCAUGGCACAACCGCUACCGAUUCUGCCCAACAUGUGGGAGUGCAACCAAGAUUGAAGAAGGGGGUUACAAGAAAACUUGCUUAAAAGAAGAUUGUCCCAGUCUCCAAGGAGUUCACAACACGUCAUAUCCAAGAGUUGAUCCUGUUGUGAUAAUGCAAGUUAUCCAUCCAGAUGGGAAUCAUUGCCUUUUAGGUAGGCAAAAGAGGUUUCCCCCAGGAAUGUUUACCUGCCUUGCUGGAUUUGUAGAACCUGGCGAAACCAUAGAAGAUGCAGUUCGAAGAGAAGUAGAGGAGGAGGCUGGAGUCAAAGUUUCCUAUGUUCAGUACGUCUCUUGUCAGCCAUGGCCAAUGCCCUCCUCCCUAAUGAUUGGCUGCUUAGCUUAUGCAGUGUCCACAGAAAUUAAAGUUGACAAGAAUGAAAUAGAGGAUGCCCGCUGGUUCACGAGAGAACAGGUUGUGGAAGUUCUCAUUAAAGGAAACCAGCGUUCUUUCUUUGUACCACCAAAUCGAGCAAUUGCACACCAGUUGAUAAAACAUUGGAUUGGAAUGAAUGCUAAUCUUUAAUUCAAAUAUUUGAUUUCUUUAAGUUACUUCUUCUAUUGAAUGAUUAGUUAGGAAUAAAUUAGAACUGUUUGUCUUGUGAAUAUGCAACGAGGUGAUUUUCUGAGCCUUUACAUUGGUUCGGGAGCUCACCUAUGCGAAUUUUUGUAGGUGUUUUCCAUCCUGAAUUAGAUUUGGACAAAACCCAAUAAUCAUCCCAAGCAAGCAGGGGAGCAACAAAUAAGUAGAAUUGUUGCCUUGUUCAGUACAGGCUGUGCUUUUUGUUGUAGAAUGAAAUUAUUAUGCCUUUUGCUCUUACACUUUUUAUGUUUCAUUUGGUCUUCUCCCACUGGAAGGAGUCACAGCAUUAUAGAGGGCUGUCUGUCCUUGUCUGCUGUUUGAAUUCUCUGCUUACGUCCUCAUACUUGGCCUUAAUUAUUUCUUUCUCAUUUUUGCCUCUCUCCAUUCUUUGAAUUUGACUUGUCACAGAAUCUACAUUCAGUGCUGAAAGCUUUACCAGCUAUAGUUGUUUUAAGGUUAAUGGCAUAUGUAAAUAGUGAAUAUGUGGUACUUCGUAUCUUUUACAUUAAUAACCUAACUUAUAUUAAUACUCCAAGCAGAGCAUUUACUCAUCCGUUCUGACUAGGUCUGCACUUACCCAAUUGUAUGUCAGCCUGAAUUUAAAGGUAUAGCACAAUACUUUGUUUUUGAAAAGAAUGUUGGAGAACCAUCCCCGAAAGCCUAAAUAGUAGUGUUUUUAUAAGAUAAUAAUGUAGUUACUGAUGCUAGGCUAUGAGUAAUUUCAUUCUCUGAUAAUUAGAAAUGAAGUUACAGAGUAAUGGAGAAGGAAGAACAAGGCAUAUCUCAAAAUAUGCACAUAGUUCUUUAUGGAAAUAGAGAUGCUAAGAUUGUUACUGCUAUUAAGAAUCAGUUGAAAGAAGUAUAUUAACUGCAGCUAUAAGACUGGGAUAGCAAUAUGUUAAUUAAAGUAUUUAUUUAUGUGGUUUUAAUGCUACAGUUCAGAUUUGUUCCUUAAUUUAUCAAGUUAUUUAAGAUAAUGUUGAUAUUUUAAAAAUAAAAGUAUACUGUUUUAUUAUUAAUUUCAUUAUGUAAUAGUUCAUAGUCUUAUAUUCUGCAGUCAUUGCAGUGAUAUCAAAAGAAAUGUAAACAACCUGAGGAAAUGUCAAUUAUAAUGGCAAAUGUAAACUUACUGUUAUAUGAUUUGUUUAUUUGGAGUAAUUUAAAUUGUUUUAACAGUGAAUGGUGUUACAUUUUUUCCAAAAUUCUCAGCAAUCAGUAAAACUGUUGUACAAAUCCUGAUUAUUCUUUUUUCCCCCUAUCUAUGUUACACUAUGCUCAUCAGUUUUCAUUGUUUUUUGGUAAGGCCUUUCCUAAGCAGUACUUUAAGCAUUCCUGACAGACUUGCAGUAUUUGAAAUGUUAUGUUGCUUCAUUCUCUCUCCUAUUUCAGCCAUACCUACGAAUAAAGACAAUCAGGUUAUCUCUUGGGUUGUCUGGCAAGGAGAAGGAAACAAUACACUGCUUCCCUUAAAAAUUGCUUUUACAGAGAAGGCAAGUUGUGGAAAGCUGUCAUAGGCCAUACAUACAGCAGGACUUCAUGGUAACAGUGGCAUAAAUCAGUUACAUGUUGCUCAUGGAGUAAAGGAGAAUAUUGGAAAGUAUGCAAAAAGUGGUGGAAGCUAAGCAGUGAAAGGAAGUUUCAGCUCAUACUGUGGUGAUUACAUUUAGAGAGAUGAGCAACAAAGGAAUGAGGAGCAGAUGGAAGAGGGAAGAUAAAUCACAGAGCAAAUAUAGGUAGCUUACAAGUAACUAGUUUAUCACUUUGAGGUAAUUAAAUGUACAUGACUAAGACCAAUUGGAAUACUAGUUUUUUGUGUAGAAAAUUAUGGUGAGUUGCUAUAGAGAUGUAGUUCUAACAGUGAAACUCCAAACACAGUAUCCCUAAUCUGCAUAAUUUUUUUUUUUUAGAAUCUGUAUAACAGUAUAUAUCUGCAAUUACAAUGCUAGUAAGUAAAUUGAAAAAGUUUACUUUCCUACAUCAAGAAAAACAGAAAAAAAAUCUUGUGACAAAGGGAACAGUGCUUAAAUAAUCUCUGAUUUUGAGAGUAAUAUUUUAUGGAUCUUUCAAGUCUAAUAACAUCAGUGUGUCAAUGAUUUUGAGUCUUUAUACAUUUUCAAAAUCUAAGCCAGGCUUUUGAAAAAGCUUUUGAAGCUAUAAUUUCCUUUUUUCCUCAUCAAUGGAAGAUCUGUUUGCAGGGAAGAAGAGAAAUCUCUCUUGCUUAAGAAAACUACUUAGAUAAAUUUAAUCUCUUUAAGGAAAGAUUUUUAUUUAAGGAAAGAUUUUUUUGGUAGCUUUUUAUUGCUUUAUUUGCCCUGUUUGUAGGUCAAGGUUUGAAUUUUAGUUUGAAGAUUCCUAUAUAUUUUCUGAAGGACAGUUACUGUUUGCAGUUUACAAAGGAAAUGUCAAAUUGAAGAGGAAAAUGCUGUGGUUAUCUGGCAACUACAGCAGUUUAAGAAAGUGCCAUAUUAAAUUUAGAAGCAAUUGAACAGAGUGUAGUGGUUCUGACUGGAGUAUUGUGUGGGCAACAGACGCAGAAGAUCUCAAUUGUUUGACUUACCCAAAAGAUAGCAGCAGCUUUGGAAGCAGGCUGUUUCUUGCCACAGAGUUAAUACCACACCUUAAGAGAAUAGUGUUACUUACAAAACUGGUCUUUUUUGCGCUGUGAAAAAUGAUCUCUCUCUUUUCUCCCUUGCUUGUACAAGGCUAUCAGACCAAAAAGAGUACUCAUGACAUCAGAUGUACAAGGCAGAAAAUUCUGGAGAUACCUUUUAUCCCAGUCUGCCUGUGUACUAAAGAGAACUGCCUUCUAUUCAGUAUGUAAUUUGAAAAUAUUACCUAUUUUAUCUAUUUUUUAUAAUUCAUAGAUAUUAGAAAUAGUAGCUUAAUAAAGCAGAAAAAGGUAAUUAGGUUUUUGAACACACACCAAAAUGGAUACUUCUAACAAAACUGUAAUCUCAUGCAAUGUAAUGGCAUUUCAUGAAAGUAUAGUACUGGUUAUCGUAUUUUUACCAACUUUGCAUUUGUCUCAAUAAACAUACUUCUUUUAA
This is a messenger RNA of Oenanthe melanoleuca, 5369 nucleotides long. RefSeq names its product nudix hydrolase 12 (gene NUDT12). NCBI's taxonomy places the organism in Eukaryota, Metazoa, Chordata, Aves, Passeriformes, Muscicapidae. The transcript is spliced from 7 exons. Gene Ontology annotation, cellular component: cytosol. Gene Ontology annotation, biological process: NAD+ catabolic process; NADP+ catabolic process. The record is from RefSeq and is a predicted model, not a curated record. Gene Ontology annotation, molecular function: NADH pyrophosphatase activity; protein binding; metal ion binding. Bases 871 to 2265 code for a protein of 464 amino acids.